Molecule: messenger RNA, 893 nt
Organism: Amaranthus tricolor (Joseph's coat)
Lineage: Eukaryota; Viridiplantae; Streptophyta; Magnoliopsida; Caryophyllales; Amaranthaceae
Exons: 1
Coding region: 177-728 (183 amino acids)
Source: RefSeq, a predicted model, not a curated record
CCCAAAAAAUCCCCAUUUUGCAUUUUUUUUAAACGCAGACAAAAUGGUCUUGGCUCGUCUCCCUAAUUGCUAUAGCCUAUAGGAGUAGUAGUCGCUGAAUUACUCCUUUUCAACUUCCAUUUCCAUUUUCAUUUCCAUUUUCUCUGAUCUUCAGCAUUUUUUUUCAGAAUCAAAUCAUGUCUCAAAGCUAUUCAAUCGAGCUUUACUUCGAUCCAGCUUUGGAAAACCAAAUUCUCAAAGCUUGGAAUGUUUUAGCUCGUCGCCAAAUCAGUACCCAACUCAUUGAAAUCGAAUCUCGACCUCAUAUUACCCUUUUUUCUUCACAAUUUAUAGACCCAUCAAAGAUUGAACCCUUAAUCAAAUCAUUUGCUGCUAAACAAGAACCUCUACACCUUAAUUUUUCCUCAAUUGGGUCUAUCCCUAAUGAAGGAAAUCUCCUUUUUCUUUCUCCUACUCCUACAUUGUCUCUCCUCCAAUUCCAUUCUCAACUCUGUGAUCUGUUGAAAAAGGAAGGGGUCGAAAUUGGGGAUCAAUUUCGGGUUGAUUCUUGGAUACCCGUUUGCCCAAUUGCCCAAGAAGUCCCCAAGAAUCGGAUUGCCGAAGCGUUUAGUAUUUUGAGGGAUUUGAAGCUGCCUGUUAAUGGGUAUGCAAUGGACAUUGGAUUGGUUGAAUUUCCGCCUGUCAGAGAGGUGGUUUCUUUCGUUAUUGGUAACACUUUGGAAGGGUAAAAUCAGUUGCUUCUUCUCUCUUGUACUACCCUGUUUAGAUUUCUCUAGUAUUGAUGUCUUUAGUUUAUAUAUAAUACAUAUAUUUGGAGAUCAAAAGCUUGAUGUUCUUUUGAUGUUUGUAGAAAACUGUUUGUAGAUUAAUAUGAAUGGUUGUCGUUUAAAUCA